Molecule: messenger RNA, 876 nt
Organism: Marmota monax (woodchuck)
Lineage: Eukaryota; Metazoa; Chordata; Mammalia; Rodentia; Sciuridae
Gene: Card19
Product: caspase recruitment domain family member 19
Exons: 7
Coding region: 94-702 (202 amino acids)
Cellular component (GO): mitochondrion
Source: RefSeq, a predicted model, not a curated record
GGGGCGGGGCUUAGGGCCCGACCUGCGGGCGGCGGUCGCCGGAGCCAGGGGGCCGGGCGGCGGACAGAGGGGCGGACAGCCGUGCCGGCCGCCAUGACAGAUCAGACCUACUGUGACCGCCUGGUGCAGGACACGCCUUUCCUGACAGUCCAAGGGCGCCUGAGUGAGCAGCAGGUGGACAGGAUUAUCCUUCAGCUGAAUCGCUACUACCCACAGAUCCUCACCAACAAGGAGGCCGAAAAGAAAAGGUUGCUGCGGCCCAAGAAGCUGUCACAUGCCCUGGGUCAUCCAUCACAGGAGUUUCGGAACCCCAAGGUGUCCCUGCGCCGACGACUUUGUGACCUCCUGAGCCAUCUGCAGCGGAGCGGGGAGCGGGACUGCCAGGAGUUCUACCGAGCCCUGUACAUCCACGCCCAGUCCCUGCACAGCUGCCUGCCCAGCCGCCACGUGCUGCAAAACUCAGAUUGCACAGAGCUCGACUGGGGCAGCGAGAGCCAUGAGCUGAGUGACAGGGGACCCAUGAGCUUCCUGGCGGGCCUUGGCUUGGCCGCUGGACUGGCCCUCUUCCUCUACUGCUGCCCUCCAGACCCCAAAGUGCUGCCAGGGGCCCGGCGGAUCCUUGGCUUCUCACCUGUCAUCAUCGACAGGCAUGUCAGCCGCUACCUGCUGGCCUUCCUGGCAGAUGACUUCAGGGCGCUGUGACAGACCCAGACCUGGAGGAUCUUGCCCUCUGCUCAACCAAAGAAUCCCGUGGCUGCCCGCCCCGGGGACAGCACUUCUUUUUCUAAAUGCUAUUUUUCAUUAUUUAUAAUUUCUAUAUGAAGAACCUUUAUCCCACAAGGUGCUUAAUGAUAUUAAACGUUCAAGUCUGCUCAA